AUGGUUUCAUUUUCCCUUGAAAAUACAAAUUAUAGCGUUGAAAUUGGUAAAGCUAAUGGAUUUUCAUUAGUUGGUAUAGAAGGUUCAGAUAUAGUUGAUGGUAAUAAAUUAUUAACUUUAGGAUUAGUUUGGCAAUUAAUGAGAAGAAUUAUUAUAAACACAUUAUCAGAGCUAGGUAAAGGUGGAUCUCAAUUAACUGAUUUAGAUAUUUUAAAAUGGGCUAAUUCUCAUUCUCAAUCAACUCAAGUUCGUUAG
Molecule: messenger RNA, 255 nt
Organism: Lodderomyces jiufengensis
Lineage: Eukaryota; Fungi; Ascomycota; Pichiomycetes; Serinales; Debaryomycetaceae
Exons: 2
Coding region: 1-255 (84 amino acids)
Biological process (GO): actin filament bundle assembly; actin filament network formation
Cellular component (GO): actin filament; cytoplasm; actin filament bundle
Molecular function (GO): actin filament binding
Source: RefSeq, a predicted model, not a curated record